GCCAUGUUGCUGGGUGACCCCGCGAGCGGCGUCUGGAGGAUGCGGCUGCCGUGAGGCCCCAGGGUGCCUCUCCCGGCCUGUGCGGGAGGUCGGGCCGGCAGCGGUAUAGAGCGGUACCGGGCUGCCCGGACCAGGCCUCGGAGCCCCGCCGAUUCCGCUGCAGCCGGGCUCGGGGCCCCCAGCUGACGGCCGCGGCAGCUCCGGAACAUCCCUCCGGGAAGGGAGAAGUGGCCGCAGCCUCCUGCUCCUCCCCUCGCCUUCGGUCGGUCGGCCGUUCCCCAUGGCAGCGUGGUCCCGGCAGGCCGUCCUGACCCUUUACCGGGCUCUGCUGCGCGAGGGCCGCGGGCUGCGCUACACCGACCGGGAUUUCUACCUGGCUUCCAUCCGCCGUGAGUUUCGCAAGAACCGGGGGCUGCAGCGGCUGGAGGAUAAGGAGAGGCAGCUGGAGAAGGGGCAGGCUUUCCUGCAGAGCAAGCUGGGGGGCCUGGUGUAGAGCU
Messenger RNA from Centrocercus urophasianus (Greater sage-grouse), 497 nucleotides. RefSeq names its product MIEF1 upstream open reading frame protein-like. The coding region runs from base 281 to 493 and encodes 70 amino acids. NCBI's taxonomy places the organism in Eukaryota, Metazoa, Chordata, Aves, Galliformes, Phasianidae. The transcript has a single exon. The record is from RefSeq and is a predicted model, not a curated record.